Vitis riparia (riverbank grape) is the source of this 702-nucleotide messenger RNA. RefSeq names its product putative laccase-9. The transcript has 4 exons. Gene Ontology annotation, molecular function: copper ion binding; oxidoreductase activity. NCBI's taxonomy places the organism in Eukaryota, Viridiplantae, Streptophyta, Magnoliopsida, Vitales, Vitaceae. Bases 32 to 670 code for a protein of 212 amino acids. The record is from RefSeq and is a predicted model, not a curated record.
GAAAAGAGAAGAGGCUUUUAUUCCAAAGAAGAUGUGGCUGAUCAUGAAGGUUUUCCUCUUACAAAUUUUAGUGUUUCAACUUUUUGGUGGUGGCAUCCAUUGCCAAGCUUCAACCCGUCGGCAUACUUUUGUGGUGAGGGAAGCUUCAUAUACAAGGCUUUGUAGCACCAAGAAAAUGUUAACAGUAAAUGGACAAUUUCCGGGACCAACUAUAUAUGCUAUGAAAGGAGAGACGAUCAUUGUCGAUGUUUAUAACAGGGGAAAAGAAAACGUCACCAUUCACUGGCAUGGGGUGAACAUGCCUAGAUAUCCAUGGACAGAUGGUCCCGAGUAUAUCACACAAUGCCCAAUUCAGCCAGGGUCAAAGUUUAGUCAGAAGAUCAUCCUUUCCUCUGAGGAAGGCACUUUAUGGUGGCAUGCUCAUAGUGACUGGACUCGAGCCACCGUUCAUGGAGCUAUAAUCGUCUAUCCCAAGAAUGGAACCAAAUAUCCUUUUCACAAACCUAAUGCAGAAGUUCUCAUCAUAUUAGGACAAUGGUGGAAGAUUGAUGUGAAUGCGAUUCGAGAUAAAGGGCUUGCAAGCGGAGCUGAUGCCAACGCCUCUGAUUCUUUAUUGAUAAAUGGACAACCCGGUGAUCUACUUCCAUGCUCAAAAUCAAGUACAAAUUAAGUUUAACUUCCCAUUUUAAAAUUGUACACAAU